Messenger RNA from Kwoniella botswanensis, 1392 nucleotides. RefSeq lists its product as uncharacterized. Gene Ontology annotation, biological process: nucleoside transmembrane transport. The record is from RefSeq and is a predicted model, not a curated record. The transcript has 5 exons. Gene Ontology annotation, molecular function: nicotinamide riboside transmembrane transporter activity; nucleobase transmembrane transporter activity. Lineage: Eukaryota; Fungi; Basidiomycota; Tremellomycetes; Tremellales; Cryptococcaceae. Gene Ontology annotation, cellular component: fungal-type vacuole membrane. The coding region runs from base 1 to 1392 and encodes 463 amino acids.
AUGUUCAAAUCACUGAGAUCUCUCCUCGCUACGCCCUCAGAGGAAUCAAGGGUGAAUGCAGGAGAGUACGAACCCCUGUCGGUUGGGGACGACGCUUCUUCUCAUCGAGAACGAGAUGGACUCAAGGACAUCCGACAUGAACCAAAAGUAUAUCUGUCUUUCUGGGUACUCGGUGCAGGUGUAUUGAUGAGCUGGAAUGCUCUCAUCUGUACGAUACCGCUCUUCAUCACGUUCUUCCCUCCCGAUUCCAGUUCAAGUGUCAAAUCAAAUCUUGCGAGCUACGUCUCAUCUUCGUACUGCUUUGGUAAUUUGUUCUUCCUCGGUCUAGCUCAGAGGAACGUAGGGGAUACCUCACCAUCCAAACGAAUACAUUGGUCAUUGCUCUUACUCUUGGUAACAGCGAUGAUCCUCACCUUCCCCUUACUUCCAUUAAUCCUACCAUCAUUAUCCCCCCAGCUACUAUUCCCUACGAUCGUCCUGGCCACCGUGAUACUAUCAAUCUCUACGGCAUACCUUCAAUCAGGUGUAUUCGCCUUAUCGGCAUUAUGGGGAUCCAAGGAGAUACUGGCCGUGAUGUCAGGUCAAGGUGGUAUAGCCGUACUGGUCUCACUCGUUCAACUUAUCCUAGCCAUCAUUGCUACUCGGAACAAACAAGAAGAGAAAGGCAGCAAAGCCUCGACGAUGGCUGGUGUAGGAUUGUGGGCAGCAGGAUCAAUCGGUACGAUGGCUUGUCUAGUCGCUCAUAGGUAUCUGAUGGAUCAUCCUGAAUAUUCAAGUAUAACCAACUCUACAAGCACUAUGUUACCUGAAGAUAAUCCAAGAGAAGAGAAAAAAGGGUUGACUAGGAAGGUGUUCAAGAAGAAUUCACUGUUGAUGGUUGCUGUGGCAUGGGUGUUCAUCGUUACUUUGUCGAUCUUCCCACCAAUCACAACGAUGAUUGUAUCAACCCAUCAGCCCACACCUCGAUUACUCCAACCAGACGUUUUUAUCCCCCUACAUUUCUUGCUAUUCAACAUCGGCGAUUACUGUGGUCGUACCUACUUACCCUCAAUUUCACUCCUAUUCACUACCUCCCCACCACGUAUACUAUUCUUAUCACUCUUGCGUACACUGUUCAUACCCCUGAUCUUCCUGUGCAAUACGACCUCUCGAACAUCCACUCCUGUAUUCAAUUCAGAUCUGAUAUAUUUCCUGAUAAUCAUAUUAUUGGGAUUGACGAACGGGUACAUCGGUUCAUUAUGUAUGAUCGUAGCUUCUUCGCCAGAGCUGAAUAAGAGGAUAGAGGAAGACGAGAGGGACGUGGCUGGUACAUUGGCAAGUUUCUGCUUGGUCACUGGUCUAGCUAUAGGUAGUGCAGCAAGUUUCGUUGUAGCUUCUUUAGUUAAGGGAUAA